GAAGCCUGCAAGGGCUGGCGUCCUGCGCACGCGCCCCUGCAGCGCCGCCGGGCCGCCCGUUCUGUGGACGUUUUUGCUCGGCUCCCGUCUCAGCCGAGACUUUGUGUAUUAAAACAUGUGGUCCCUUUCAACACAGUCGUUUGGAGGACAGCUGUUUAUAUGACAAUACUUCCAUUUGCAGUAACCAUUUUGAGAUUAUUCUGGUCUUUUUACUGCUCCCAAAUCAACUUUUUCUACAAAUUUCAGUAUUGUGGACAAAAUUCAUGUGAGAUGGAAGACUUUCGAGGGAUAGCGGACGAGUCAUUUCCCAGCUUUUACACCAAUUCAUUAAUUAGCAAUAGUGGAAUUUUGGAAAAUGUUACUCUUUUCUCAAAUCUUGGAUUGCCUGUUGCUGUUUCCACACUUGCUAGGCAUAGAUCCAGCCGAGCUAACAGGUACCCAGAUGUGCAGGCAUCAUACUUAGUAGAAGAGAGAUUUUCAGUCCCGUCGGAGUCAUCUCUCAGUGGCCAGAGUGACAGUGAACUAAGAGAGAGAUUGCAGCUGAGCUUCGAGGGUGAAGAUUCUCCUUGUAGGAAAAAGAACUACAAAGAAUGUGCACAUUUGUCACAUGGUGCCAUGCAACCAGGAUCAAAAGAGGAGCAAGCCAACACUCCAGCCCCCUUUCAGGGUCAGCAUCACGUGGAGAGGGUUUUACCACGGGAACAAGUACCAGACUCAUCUCUUGAUCUUCACUUGCAACCAUGGAUGAAUAAUCAGGAACAGAAGAUUGUUGUGGCUGACACAGGAAAUUUCCAAGACAAGACUCCAAACAGUGACUGCGGCGGUACUAGCUUAUUAGAAAAUGAGAAACUUGUAGCACUGACGAGCUUGGAGGACUCCUCUGAUGAUGAUAUAAAUGAUGAAGAAUUUUAUGAUGCUCAUUUGGAAGCUUAUUUUGAACAACUGGCAAUUCCAGGAAUGAUCUAUGAAGAUGUAGAAGAAAGACAGGAGUGUCCACAAAAAGAUUUUAAAUUACCUUCAAGUGAUCAUAGUCAGGAUGCACACUCUUCAGGAAGUUCUGGAACAACUCACAGAGAGUCUGAGGAAGGCCAUGUUUGUCUGCCUGGGACCAGUAACUCUGUAGACACUCGAGGCAAUGGAAGGCAGGAAGAGUUUUUCUCUGAUUCCUGGAGAACCAAGAUGGACAGGGUAGGGAGUAUGAAAGAUCAUAUUCCUGAUAAAAGCGGAGAAAGUUCAGAAGAGGAUAAUCUGUUGAAGAUUCUUGAUGCUGCCAAUGAGAAACUUCUCCCUAUUUGUAUUCCUGAUACAAGAGCUAAUAAAGAUGGUUUUGACUUGAGUGAUUCCAUAAAACAGAAGAUACAGUCUUCUCAGUCAUGUAAAUCCAUGGCUUCAGAUUCAAAAGCAGUUUUGAACCCAGACAGAUGUUUAGACACCGAGACGCCUACAGUGUCUAUUCAAAAAAAUGUGGGUAUUGCACCUUUGAAGCCCAACAGUGACAAUGGAACUAGUUCUACCAAUCAUCUCUGGUCACCAACUUCUGAAAGGAGAGCAUGUGACCUUCAUGAAUCUUCUGCAAAACCUGAAGACCAAACAGAUGUCUCACAGAAUGUGGUCUAUCAAAAUGAAGAGGGCAGGUGGGUCACUGACCUUGCCUAUUAUACAUCUUUCACUCAUGAGCAGGAGUUACAGAUGUCUCCACAUGAGGAAAUGAAUGAAGACUUCAGAUCUGGUUCUGAAGCGUUGGAUUUGAUAGCACAAGGUGAAGAAGAAUUUAAUAGAGAACAUCAGUUUAUACAGGAAGAAAACAUCGACGCUAAUAACACUUCGGCUGCACUAGGGGACGCAUCCUGGCUCGCUACAGUUAAUUAUAAUCUGUUGAAGAAGUCACUCAGCCCGUCAGAAUUUGACAAAGAUGCUGCCAGUUAUUUACGUUUGUCAUUAGGAGAGUUCUUUGCUGAAAGAUCUGAAGCUCUUGGUUGCCUUGGUGGUGGGAACAGUGUAAAAAGACCGUCCUUUGGUUAUUUUAUUCGAUCACCAGAGAAGAGAGAACCUUUUGCUUUAUUAAGAAAAUCUGAUAUGUCAAGAAGUAAUUUGGAAAAAGAAAUGGCUCAUCUUAACCAUGGUCUGUUUUCAGGAGAUUUAAAUGAAGGAUCCCAAACACAGCUAAGUGAAGGAUCGGUUACUCUUCAGGCUGAAGCACUGCAGAGCCCUUCCCAGGCAGAGGACAGGGAUGAGACACUAACUGCCCACCAAGGCCAGGCACAGGACACUUUAUUUGGGAAUAAGAGCCUCCAGGUGUCUAAAGACAAGCUGUCUGAUAGUGGAGAUUCUGUACUCAGGAUAAGUACCAUUGCAUCAGCCAUUGCUGAUGUGUCAGUGAGUACUGAUCCUGCCCAGCUUGUUAACUUGAUGAAGACCCUGACCAAUAAAACCCGAGGCAAGACUUCUCAGAAUGAUGCCAAACGAAUACACUGUCCCACAGUGUCCCAUUGCUUAACUAGUGACUUAGAACAAAGUAAUGGAGCCAGCACAUUUGAUAUGGAGAAGUACCUUGCACAGACAGACGUUGGUCAAUGUGAAGAUGGAUUGGAAAGCUUUCCAAGUGCUACUGCAUCUGAUGUUUGUGAUUUAUCAUUGUGUAAAGAACAGACUCUUCAAGACGUAUGUAUGAUGAAGUCAUGUGCUGCUAAUAGAAGGGUAUCAAAAGCAAGUAUAGCAACUGUUAAUUAUGGUGAAGAUGGAGAGAGUGAGACUCAAGAAUCACUAAGAGCAACAAAUUCCUCAAGUUCACUUCUUAGAAAUACAAGAGAUAAUAAAAGUACAGUCAUUGACAUAAAGACAUAUUUCAUGGACAACAUAUUAUCAGAUGUCCAUAAUAGUGGGACUGCUACCUCAGUUUCCACUCCAGCAUCCAGUACUUACUUAGCAGUAAAGAAGCCCAGAAUGCCAUCUGUUUGCCUCUUAGAAAAAUGUGACGAAAUACGGGAAGAUGGAGAAAACUGUGGGCACAGAGGGUUUGGCAGUGAAGUAAGCAGCAGUGACAAGCACGUCACUUUUGAAGAGCGUUGCAUCGAUUUGCCUCAAAGUGGUGAUUUGAAGACUACCUCUCCUCUGCAUGAUGGAUUUGGCUUGGAGGAGGAUCAGGACAGCUUCAGACCAUCCACUUCUCCACUCAGCCAUUCUUCUCCUAGUGAAAUUUCUGGAGCAAGCUUAUCAGGGUGUGCUUUGGAGUCUCUGGAUUCAGUCCAUCGUCAGAACCUCCCCUGUGAGAGUGAGUUGUCUCAGUUGGCAUGUUCCCAUACUGAUAUGAGUAGAUUGACAUAUGUAUCUGAGCAAAGAAGUACUUUUCCUACCUCAGCUGCUGACGAGGACCCACAGGGCUGCAAGAGUGAUGUCACCAAUGAAUUAAGCACCACAAUUAUUCGUGCAAGUCCAACUCCAUCAGAGGAACAGACUGUGGAAAAGCUGGAUAAUCAAGUUAAAGUGCAAAUUAGAGGAAAAAGAGCACUGCCGUGUAUUACCCAGAUAAAGUCUAGUUUGGACAGAGUGACUGAAACCACUUCUACAAGUAGCAGACCAGAAGGUGGAGAACCUAACUUCACAUCAAGUCAGGAUCUUUCCUCCAAAAGUGGAGAACCCAUGGAUGCCAGUGAGGUGGAACUGACGUCAGACCGCAGUGAACAGGACCUGACUGGCCAUGCUGUCCUGAGCAAGCCAGGUCUGAGCCACUGGGCUGGGUCAGACGCAACAUGCCUGCCUGUAGCAGGCCUCAAGACUGUGGACCAAGGUCAGACAAUAACUUCUGAAGGCCCAUCACUUGGCAGCAGUGAGUCUGGUGUCCAAGUACCCAAUCAGAGCACCUCUGGAAACCAGUGUAUCCCUGCGCCCCACAUCCCAGGUCAUGAUUCUGUUGCUAAGGUGCAGAACAUGCCAACUGUGUGUCCUCCUCUCUGGACUGGACAGUCUCUUCACACAGCUCCCUUAGUUCAACAGUAUUUGGGGAUAGUCCCAUCAGCUGUGAAUGCCACCUUGACUCAGUGCUACACAGGCAGUGCCUCCGUCUGUGGGAUUUCAGGAUGCUCUUCUUACCCUGCUGUUGCGGGAGAACAUAUGGCCUUGGGGAUUUGUGUAGGACCAAAUCAUGCCUCUGGAUUGAUGGGUCCCUCUUCUCUUUACAACCCGUGUUCUAAUGCCUUACACCCAAACCUGCGGAGUACAGCAAAGCCCUUUCCUGUGCAUUCUGUCAGUAGUGCAAGUGGUGGAACAGAACUGUGGGACUCAGGGGCGAUGGCAGAACUUGGGAGUGCCAGAGUCCCUGAGGAAUUGAAGUUUCCUCAUGCUUGCUGUGUCGGUAUUGCCUCACAGACUCUCCUUAGCAUACUCAACCCAACUGAUCGCUGGCUACAAGUCAGCAUUAGGGUUCUCAGUGUUAGUAUUGAUGGUGAAAAGGUGGAUCUUCCAACACAUCCUUGCUUAGUUUUUAAGAAUAAAGUCAUCAUAAGACCUCAUGCCACAGAAGAGAUAAAAAUACUUUUUAUUCCCUGCGCUCCUGGGAUUUUCAGAUGCAUGUUCAGUGUUGCUUCUUGGCCAUUUUCAGCAGAUGUGGAGACAGUGGUCCAAGCAGAAGCUUUGGGAAGCAGAGUCAUUCUCACUGCUGUUGCUGAGACUCCUGCUGUUGAGGUAGAAACAGAAAAGAAAGGAGUCCUUGAUUUCGGUGACUUGACUUAUGAAGGCUGGAAGGCUCUUCCACUGAAACUCAUUAAUCGGACGCAUGCUGCCAUACCGGUCAGACUGAUUAUUAAUGCUAAUACGUCAGCCUGGCGCUGCUUCUCCUUUUCCAAGGAGCCCAUCCACACAUCCCUGAAAGCCGCUCCCUAUGCGGGUGUGAUUGCUCAGCUAGUGGCCCCAUCUGUCGUCAGCCAUGUGAUGCCUGCCAGCUAUGAUGGGCAGGAUUCAGAAUUUCUGAUAAUUUGGGUUCUUUUCCAUAGUCCAAAGAAACGAGUCUCUUCCUCAGAGAUUUUAGACCCAGCAGAAGAGUUCUUGGCGAAAGUGGAUAUAGAAGUGGACAGCCCGAACCCUACUCCAGUCCUUAGAAGUGUGGGUCUUCGAGCCAGAGCAGGAAUAGCUAGGAUUCAUGCUCCCAGGGACUUACAGACUGUGCAUUUGUUGGCCAGCAUGAAUUCCUCAGCCAAGCAGCAUUUGCCUUUGAAAAAUGCGGGGAAUAUUGAGGUUUAUUUAGAUAUCAAGGUUUCAGAACAAGGAAGUCAUUUUUCAGUGGACCCAGAGAGUCUGUUCCUCAAGCCUGGAGAAGAACAUGAGGUGGUUAUUUCAUUUACACCAAAGAAUCUCAAUCCCACAGCCUGUGAGGAAAGGACCUUGAAAAUACUUGUGCAGCCAUUUGGACCUCAGUAUGAAGUAGUAUUAAAAGGCCAAGUCAGUUCUUCUGGAAGUAAACUUCUGCCACCUGAACCGUCCUCUUCAGAUACUCCAUCAAUUUUGUCCAAUAAGCAGUUUCUGACUUGGGGAGGUGUACCCCUUGGCAGAACACAGCUUCAGAAGUUAGCUUUACGAAGCGGUUCUACUUCUACAACCCAGUACUUAAGACUACUGAUUAAAGGACAAGAUCAAGACUGCUUUCAGCUUCAGAGCACUUUUGGCUCAGAAGAGCGAUUGACCAAUAGCUGUGAAGUUAGAAUUCGCCCAGAGGAAGACUUGAUCGUCUCUGUAUUAUUUGCGCCUACAAGAUUAUCUUGUAUGUUGGCUAAACUAGAAAUAAAACAACUCGGAAAUCGAUCACAGCCAGGCAUUAAAUUUAUAAUACCUUUGUCUGGAUAUGGAGGAACGAGUAACCUUAUUUUGGAAAAUGUUAAAAAAUUAUCCGACAGUUACAUGGUAACUGUGAACGGUUUAAUUCCUGGCAGAGAAAAUAAGGUUGUUUUUUCUGUCCGCAACACUGGCUCUCGAGCAGCUUUCGUCAGAGCAGUGGGUUUUAAGGAUUCUCAGAAAAAAGUUUUGUUGGAUCCUAAAGUAUUGAGGAUAGUUCCAGAUAAAUUUGUGCUCAAGGAAAACACACAAGAAGAUGUUACUUUAAUAUAUAAUCCAUCAGAAAGAAAGAAUGAUUAUAAAACUGCAACAGAGCUAUCAACUAUAUACUUCUUUGGUGGCGAUGAAAUUUCCAGACAGCAAUAUCGAAGAGCCCUGUUGGAGAAACCAGAGAUCAUGAAGGAGAUACUUCCAGAACAUAGUGUGCUGCAUAGCAUCAACUUUGCUGAAGCGUUUCAAGAUGAACUAUUAGUAGACGAAGCUUUUGAUCUUCCUCAACGGUCUAAUGAUAUUCAGCUCUUUUAUGGGAGCAUGCGUAAAAUUGUCCUUUCAGUGAUUGGAGAAUUCAGAGACUCCACUUCUGGCAGAGAAUAUGUUUGGUCUUCUUCUGAAACGAGCUUAAGCUUUCCUCGUGAAUUGGGAACAGCUGGUAAGCACGGUGGCAAUGUCGCUUUGGAUGUUUUGCCAGUUAAAGGUCCUCAAGGUUCUCCUUUUCUCUCGGACACUGCCCACCCAUCUUCAGGCAUAGCACCUUCUGAGGAAAUGUGGGCCGUUCAGCCUGAGCACUUGAUUCUUCUAGCUCCUUCUUCUUGUGAUAUGAUAAAAACGGGACAUUUCCUGAUUAUAAAUCAUUCUGUUACAUGUUUGAAAUUUGAGCUAUACUGGCCAGCACAUUGUCUGACAGUCACACCCCAACAUGGAUUCGUUGCACCAGAGAGCAAACUACAAAUUCUUGUGAGCCCUAAUUCCUCCUUAUCCUCGAAACAGUCAAUGUUCCCAUGGAGUGGUUUGGUCUAUGUACACUCUGACAAUGGACAGAAGAAAAUUGUGAAAGUUCAAAUUCGAGAAGAUUUGAAUCAAGAUCUUCUCUCUCAUUUGGCCUCCAGCACAUUUGGAGUGCUUGCCUCAGCACCUGAGCCUUCCAUUAGUCAUUUGACAAAGCCCGUACCCAAACCACCUUCCACAAAAGUUGAGCUCAAAAGCAAGAUGGUUAUUUUGCCUACAACAGAACCUGGUAAAACUUCAGAGAACUGUCUGGAAUUCAAGAAUCAUGGCCCCACGGAUGUGAAGUGGCACCUGUCAUCUUUUGCUCCUCCAUAUGUCAAGGAUGUUGAUGAAAGUGGAGAUGUUUUCAGAGCUACCUACACAGCAUUCAGAUGUUCUCCUAUUUCUGGUAUACUGGGAAGCCAUGGAAUCCAGAAGGUCUCCAUCAUGUUUCUGCCCAGAGAUAGAGGAGAUUAUGCCCAGUUUUGGGAUGUUGAAUGCCACCCAGUGAAAGAGCCUCACAUGAAACACACAUUGAGAUUCCAGCUGUCUGGUCAGAGCAUCAGAGCAGGAAAUGGGCCUGAAGAUGCACACUCUUCCAAGGACACCCUCAUUAAAGUAGAUCCUGCUGUGAUGCCCCGUAGGCAUGCUGUGCUUGAAGCCUCUGCGCAUACUGGACAGCAUGAUUUGAAUCAACGAGGAGUAUAUGCCCCAAAAGAUGUCUACAUGUUCCUGCCAACCAAAGUUGGGGAAUCCAGGAUGUUGAAAGUCAAUUUGAGAAACAAUUCUUUUUAUACACACUUGCUGAAGUUUUCAAGUCCCAGAGAGCCUUUCUACAUCAAACAUUCCAAAUAUUCUUUGAGAGCCCGGCACUACAUCCACAUCCCCGUGCACUUCAGACCAGAGGCGGCAGGCAGAUUUGCAGCUCUGCUUGUCAUUCACACAGAUGAAGGCAAGAGUAUUGCGGUCCGACUAAUUGGUGAAGCCCUUGAAAAAAGUCAACUCUAAUACACUUUUUUUGUAAAUUACAAGUUAGUUUCUUUUUGGCACCUUCAUUUUUCUACAUCAAAAUUACACUUUUUUUUGUUGUUUGUUUGUUUUUUUUGUUUUUCGAGGUAGGGUCUCACUCUGGCUCAGGCUGACCUGGAAUUCACUAUGGAGUCUCAGGGUGGCCUCGAACACUCGGCGAUCCUCCUACCUCUGCCUCCCGAGUGCUGGGAUUAAAGGCGUGCGCCACCACGCCCGGCUCAAAAUUACACUAUUGUACAUAUUUUGUAUGAUCAGUUUUGUGUAUAUAACUGUAGAUUUUUUUGAGAAGUUAAUCCUGAAGCCCUGACCAAAAUAUCAUGUAUCUAGCUCACUACAUUGUAUUAACUUUUACACAAAAGAGAAUUCUAUUUUUGCAUUGAUUAUGACUUUCUGA
Messenger RNA from Jaculus jaculus (lesser Egyptian jerboa), 8230 nucleotides. It is a transcript of the gene Cep192, whose product is annotated as centrosomal protein 192. Gene Ontology annotation, biological process: protein localization to centrosome; mitotic spindle assembly; centriole replication. The coding region runs from base 160 to 7815 and encodes 2551 amino acids. NCBI's taxonomy places the organism in Eukaryota, Metazoa, Chordata, Mammalia, Rodentia, Dipodidae. Gene Ontology annotation, cellular component: centriole; pericentriolar material; cytoplasm. The record is from RefSeq and is a predicted model, not a curated record. Gene Ontology annotation, molecular function: protein kinase binding. The transcript is spliced from 46 exons.